Messenger RNA from Microdochium trichocladiopsis, 1341 nucleotides. Its product is annotated as amidase. NCBI's taxonomy places the organism in Eukaryota, Fungi, Ascomycota, Sordariomycetes, Xylariales, Microdochiaceae. The coding region runs from base 1 to 1341 and encodes 446 amino acids. The transcript has 5 exons. The record is from RefSeq and is a predicted model, not a curated record.
AUGGCAAGACUCUGGACGGACGUUGUCCGUGAGAAGAGGGCAAUCCGCAAUCAAAAACUUGCAAAGACCUACGGCGAAGAUGCACCUUCUGAUCCGCGCAUCUUUGCUGCGAGAGAUAUCCAGGGCUUGCUCAAUCUACUACAAGAUCGAGAGGUCACAACUGAGGCCAUCGUGCUUGCCCACAUUGCAAAGGCUGGAUCGACACUCGGCUACGUUGGCCGCGCGUUCCAUCCCGCCGAGUCGGACUCUGUCCUGGUGGCGGUGCUCAGAAAGCUCGGCGCCGUCAUCAUCGCAAAGACAAACCUGCCUCAGAGCAUUCUGGUGGCUCCUCGGGAGGCGAGGGUGCUCUCCUGGCUCUCGGAGGCUCGGCGCUCGGCGCUCGGCUGGGGAACUGAUAUUGGCGGCUCCAUCCGCAUUCCAUCCCACAUGAACGGCUUGUGGGGUUUGAAACCAAGUAGUGGCAGGUUCUCCUAUGAAGGCGUCGAGGUUUCCCAAGAUGGACAACAUCAGAUACCUUCUGCCGUUGGUCCUAUGGCAAGAACACUCAACACUCUUACACUGGCCUCUAAAGCUGUGAUCGAGGCGGCGUGCUGGACCCUGGAUCCUCAGAUGCCGCCCAUGCCAUGGAGAGAUGACGUCUUUCAACAAUAUUCACAAAAGUCGCUGGUCGUUGGCAUCAUGGUAGAUGACGGGAUGGUGAAGGUCCAUCCACCCGUCGAGAGGGUGUUUGAUGAGGUUUGUCAGAAGCUGGAGGCAGCGGGGCACGAACUCAUCCCUUGGGAUACGUCUCUGAACGCCGAUUGCAUCAAGCUCAUGGAUGCGCAUUACGUUGUGGAUGGAGGCGAAGAUAUUCGACGCGACGUUGGCGCAGGUGGCGAACCAUUCCUGCCCCAUGUCCAAGGCUUGGUGGAACGUGGCCCGGCAAUAUCCGUCUAUGAAUACUGGCAGCUGAACAAGAGGAAGAAGGCUGCUCAGGCUGCCUACAAUCAGAUGUGGAACGCCAUGAAGUCAUCGUCGGGUCGGCCCGUGGAUGUUCUAAUCGUGCCUACCAUGCCACGCACCGCAGUCCCCCAUCGGGCAUUGCGCUGGCCGGGCUACACGAAACUCUUCAACUUCCUCGACUACACUGCCCUGUCAUUUCCCGCUGGUAAAGCGUCCAAAGUACUUGAUCCUUCGUUGCCCACAGGAUACGAGCCUCGCAAUGCCACCGAUGCUUGGAACUGGGGCUUGUACGAUAUCGAAGCAAUCGAUGGGCAUAGCGUUGGUCUGCAUAUUGUGGGUCGACGUUUGCAAGAGGAAAUGGUUCUGGGGAUUGCUCAUCAGAUCCAGAAGAUACUGUAG